AUGGCGACAGAGCUCCAAAACCUUCAGGAUCUGAGGCAUAGUGCCUCACUAGUCACCAAGGUGUUCAUUCAGAGGGACUACACCGAGGGCACCGUUUGCAAGUUCCUCACCAAACUUCCAGCAGAACUCAACAGCAGGAUUGAGCGGACGCUGUUUGAGGACACUGUGAAGACUCUCAAUAGCUACUACGCAGAGGCAGAGAAGAUCAGCGGUCAGUCUUACCUGGAGGGCUGCUUGGCCUGUGUGUCAGCUUACAUUAUAUUCCUCUGCAUGGAGACACGAUAUGAGAAGGUCUUAAAAAAGAUCUCCAUGUAUAUUCAGGAGCAGAAUGAGAACAUCUAUGCACCCCGAGGACUUCUUAUCACUGACCCUAUUGAGAGGGGCAUGAGAGUGAUAGAAAUCUCUGUCUUUGAGGAUCGUAGCUCUUCCAGCUCCAGUUCCAGUGGCAGCUCCGCAUCUGGCAGCAGUGCUCGGUGACUGGAGGAGCAGCACCAGGGGUACGGGUACCGAGGGGCCAAAGGGAUUGCCAAGAUCCGCAUGUUGAAACAUGAGAGCACCAGAUUCUGAAUUAAGAGAAUGUCAAAGCCACUUAUUCCUCCUUUUCUCUCUUUGCUAUCACAUAAUUCACACAGUAUGCACACAAACCCUCCCUCACUCCCAUCCUUUCAUCGUCUUCUGUGUUUCCAUUAGCAACACACAUGAACUCCAUACACUAUGUCCCACAAAUGAUGAAAUAGAGAACAGGAGUCUAUUUAUAUAUUAUAGGCAAAAUACUUCUUUAAAUGUACCUGCUACAUUUCUCUCUAUUCCUGUCAGUUGGACAUUGUUAUGCAUUUGGCAACUGGGUUGAGUGCUGGAUGAUGGCCAAGCUCUCCGCAUUCUCCUGUCUGGACUUCUUUAAGAGGCGUUGCCACAGUUCACUGCCGUUGCUGAUCUUGUGCAGUGCUUGAGGCUUCUGUUCACUUGGCCAACUCUGCCAUUCACCUGUGGCUCAGUGGUUUGCUGUUCUGUGGUGUGGGCAGCGAGCCCAGGCGGAUCAAGUUCUCACGCGUCUCAGCUCAUUGGGUAUGCAAGCGAGCUUUAGCCCAUCGAGGACCUUUUGUCUCCAUGAGAUGAAAGCUACUAGUAAUUUUUUUCUUGUCCACGGAGCUGUGGCUGAUGAAUGUGUGUGUGUGUAUGUUUGCACAUCAGAUAAGCUACAUUUAGCUGAUAAAAUUCAGGGGAAGUUGAAUCAGCAGCUGCUUAAUAUGAGCUCCUAAAAGAACAGCUGGCUCAUGUGUAAUGUUUCUGUGUUGGUCAGUUUUGCACUAAUGAUAGCUCCAGGCUGAACAUCGCAUAGCAUCUUAUGUAUGUCUUUAUGCAUACUCAGCAACUUAAACCUGAAAACCAUCAUAAAGGCAUUUUGAUUUAUACAUCUUAUACAUCAAAGAGUCAGAAUGGGUAAGAUAUGAGUGCAUUUGUUAUUUAGUUGAAUUGGGCUCUGUGAACACACACAAAAAAAAUCAGAUUAACCAGAAGCCAGACAUGGUAUAGGGGAUUUGUCAUAUUUAGUUGUUUACUCAGAUCAUAUUCAAAAGAGAAGCUGAUAAGCCAAAUGUAACUGAACUUUGCAUCAGAGAAUUCUCAAUUCUGGUGUAUAGAUCACCCACAUUUAUUAUUAU
This is a messenger RNA of Ictalurus furcatus (blue catfish), 1661 nucleotides long. RefSeq names its product golgin A7 family, member Bb (gene golga7bb). Gene Ontology annotation, biological process: peptidyl-L-cysteine S-palmitoylation; protein targeting to membrane. The transcript has 5 exons. Bases 1 to 477 code for a protein of 158 amino acids. NCBI's taxonomy places the organism in Eukaryota, Metazoa, Chordata, Actinopteri, Siluriformes, Ictaluridae. Gene Ontology annotation, cellular component: palmitoyltransferase complex. The record is from RefSeq and is a predicted model, not a curated record.